This is a messenger RNA of Lodderomyces jiufengensis, 549 nucleotides long. RefSeq lists its product as uncharacterized. The coding region runs from base 1 to 549 and encodes 182 amino acids. NCBI's taxonomy places the organism in Eukaryota, Fungi, Ascomycota, Pichiomycetes, Serinales, Debaryomycetaceae. Gene Ontology annotation, molecular function: heme binding. The record is from RefSeq and is a predicted model, not a curated record. The transcript has a single exon.
AUGACGUCUCGACUAGAUGAAUUGAAUAAGAAAUUACAAGAUGAAAGCAAAGGUUUAGCAUCAAGAAAUCAACCAACUAAAUCAAAUAAUUCACUAAGUCCACCAACUACAUCCAACUCAAACACAUUCCCAUCAAUAAAUUCAAUACAAAGAGCAUCUUCAUCUUCACUAUCAGCACCACCAUCACAAUCAAGAGCUCGUCAAAAGGUAGUACUAAAGCCUGGCCACUCGCCAUUAGAUUGGGCAGAACUUAAUCGAAAACAACCGAAAUAUAAAUUAAGAGGUGUUGAACCAUCAACUCCACCACCACAAUACGUCAAGGUAACAAAAGAAGAAUUAAAAAAACAUAAAUCACAAUCGGAUUGUUGGACUUGUAUAAACAAUAAAGUUUUCAAUAUUACUCCGUAUAUAAAUUUUCAUCCUGGUGGAGUUGACGAGAUAAUGAAAUGUGCUGGAAAAGAUGGGACUAGUUUAUUUAAUAAGUAUCAUAGUUGGGUUAAUGUUGAUCGAAUGUUAGAGAAUUGUAUUGUUGGGAUAUAUAUUGGAUAA